AUGAAGAGGUUGCAGGUUGCUAUACAAGGUUGUGCUCAUGGUCAAUUACAACAUAUUUACGAUUCUUUGAAAACUUUAAAGACGAAGCCCGACAUUUUACUUAUACUGGGCGACUUCCAAUCUCUACUAACGAAAUACGAUUAUAAGACUUGUGCCAUACCUCCAAAAUAUGCUAAGCUCGGUGAUUUCCAUAAAUACUAUACUGGACAGCUCGAAGCUCCAAUUUUGACUAUCUUCAUCGGUGGUAAUCAUGAGAAUAUGGGACAAUUGACGAAGAUACCGCAUGGAGGAUAUAUUGCUAAAAACAUAUUCUAUAUGGGUGCAUGCAAUGUUAUAACCUUAAUGGGAGUCAGAAUGGCGGGAAUAAGCGGGAUAUAUAAUGAAUUCGAUCAUCUUCGUGAAAGACCUGAUUGGGAUCAAAUAGAUUGGAAUCGUGAAAAGAGGAGCACAUAUCAUGUACGAGACUCUGAGAUUGUUCCACUGGCAAUGAUGAGAGAACGGAUUUCCCUGGUUAUGUCUCAUGAUUGGCCUACCUCGAUUGCGAAACAUGGAGAUUUGAAGAAGCUAUUGAAACAGAAACCUUAUUUUAGAGAUGAGAUAAAUGACAACAGUUUAGGUUCGCCAUUGAAUUGGUACCUUUUGAAAAGAUUAAAGCCCAUCUGGUGGGCUAGUGCUCAUUUGCACGUAAGGUUUGAGGCUACCUAUAAACAUGAUCACAAAGUAAACAAUGACGAGAUUGACUUGGAUAUCGACCUUGAUUUGGAUUCCGAUUUAGAUUUAAAACCAGGAAUCUCUACUCAGGCAACAAGCACCAAAAUCAAUACCACAACAAAGUUCAUAGCACUCGAUAAAUGCAAGGGAGGGAACUCAUUUAGACAUUUGACUGAAAUCACUAUCGAUUACGACGAGAAUCAUCCCACAUGUCAAGAUCGGGCAUUGUAUUGGGAUCCUGAAUAUCUAGCAAAUUUGAAAUACUGUCUUUCCAUAAAAGACUCAUUGAAAGGCAAGGAUUUGCAACAAAUUCCUGUAGACGAAUUGCAAAGUAACGUUGAAGUCGGACAUGUAGAAGAUUGGUCGAAAUACAGAAUACCCGUACCACAAAGUUAUAGAUCUGUCAUAAAACAAACGGAAUAUGUAACAGAAAAGUUUCUACAGUAA
Molecule: messenger RNA, 1158 nt
Organism: Kluyveromyces lactis
Lineage: Eukaryota; Fungi; Ascomycota; Saccharomycetes; Saccharomycetales; Saccharomycetaceae
Gene: DBR1
Product: RNA lariat debranching enzyme
Exons: 1
Coding region: 1-1158 (385 amino acids)
Biological process (GO): mRNA splicing, via spliceosome
Cellular component (GO): nucleus
Molecular function (GO): RNA lariat debranching enzyme activity
Source: RefSeq, a predicted model, not a curated record